Cydia pomonella (codling moth) is the source of this 5823-nucleotide messenger RNA. RefSeq lists its product as uncharacterized. NCBI's taxonomy places the organism in Eukaryota, Metazoa, Arthropoda, Insecta, Lepidoptera, Tortricidae. Bases 1237 to 1977 code for a protein of 246 amino acids. The record is from RefSeq and is a predicted model, not a curated record. The transcript has 4 exons.
CCAUUUCAAUAAAUAACGAAGACAGAGGUUUGCUGUUUCCUACAGUUCAUGCGGGGGCGUACAUACAAUGCACAGUCACGUCUGAAAUCAUCGACACGAUUGAAGUGCCAAAAAUAUGAAUACACGACUUUAUGGCCCAUAUAUUAGGGUAGUGUAUACAUAUUUUAGGCACUUUCUCCGUAUCGAUAUGUUCAGACGUGACCGUACAAUGUUACAGUUACUUUCAAUAGAAUCAAAGAUGGCAAUUGAAACGUCACUUAAUACCUUUAUCAGAGCAAAUUAUUUCAAGAACACCCCAAUGACCUAGAAAGCCAUUUACCUCUUGAAACAAUUAAAAUCUUCAGAAGAGUGGUAAAAUUAGGUAGUAUAAUUACUGAUUAGGAGGUCAUUCUCAGAGGUUGACAGUAGGCACGCGAGGUCGACUUAUCGAUUUGGUAAUAAUGAUUAUUGACCAUUUAUAGACUACAUCAUGAAGAUCACGGCACCAUUUCAUUGUGUGAUAUAUUUUACGUCGCCUUUAAAAGAAGGCGAUACCUAUUUGUCGUGCUCAGUAGUUAAGGUAGAGGUAAGUUAUAUUUUUUUACGCCGUUUUGUACGGAUGUCUACCGUCUAUUUUCCCUCAUUUGCUUAAAGGUUAAUUUAUUUUUAACCGACUUCAAACAAGGAGGAGGCUAUCAAUUCGACCUUAUUUUUGUGUAUGUUUGUUAGCUCAGAGCCCCUAGUGUAAAUGUCUCGGUGAAUAUUAGUUGCCCGUGGAAAGAAAAGUACAGUCAGCGAUAAAAGCUUGUACUAAAAUGGAAGUUGUUUGGCAAAACUUAUUAUUUUUUGUUUACUAUAUUUUUUAUCUGUCGUGAUUGUUUCACCGGAUAGGCUCAUUGGAAUAUCAGUACUAGAAGUCGCCAGCUGAAAUGAGAUCAUUUCACGGCACUUUCGCCUUUCUGAGUUUUUCAACUUCUCAACUUCAACUUCAACUUCAAAAUUUUAUUUGCUAAAAAUGCACGUACAUAAUAGAUGUUAUUGUCUGACAUAAUCAAUAUUGGUAUCAGCGCAUUCAGCCAGAAGGCAUGCAAAUCAUAUCAUAUAGAACACAUUUACAAAAUAUUUACAAAUAUACAAAUUUUUCUAUCUUGUAUAAUUUUCUUGAGCUUACGAAUAAAUUAUUUCUAUCAUAUAUAAUUUUAAUUUAUUUUUAGAUAUUCAAUUAUUGUAUAUGAUUUACAUUAGUAAGCGUACAAGAUGUCUUGUCGAGUGUGGUCCACGUUCCAAGCAACCAGAAAUGACGGCUCGCUGGUGAAGCUGCGCAUUCAAGAUUUACCCGAAAACCGGAUCGACGAUGCCGUACACUUGUAUAUAAAAUAUUUCAUUCACGAAGAAAAACUUAUGAAAAUAGCAGGUAUUUCACGAAAUCCAAAAGCGGUAAAGGAGUUCCAAUCAUUAAUAAGUGAAUUGAUCAAAGAUCCUGCUUCGAAUACCAUGAUAUGUUGCGAAGACGAGGAAGAGGGUAAUGUUCGGCAAAUAAUGGGCGUGUCUUUGAUGUCGUUAACUACAGUAGAACGGCAGGCCUUAUUUAAAAAGCUGCAGCCAGAAACCGAUGAGAUGCGGCUAUAUUUACGAUGGGAAAGAAUAUUUGAUUCGCAUAAACAACUAAAGGAGCUGCAAAUUACUUCCUUUUAUGACGACAUAGGUGUGAUUGUUCAUCCACGGUUCAGAAAAUUGGGAAUAGCAACGGAAUUCGCUAGGGCGAGACGUUCGGCAUGUAAGGCACACAAUGUCGCUGCUACCUGUGCUGUCACGACGUCUAUCGGCACUGAGAAGAUUGCUAAGAAGGACUACUGGGAUACUCUCAAGGAAUUCAAGCUACAUGACUUAGAACAACACUACAACAUUACUUGCGAAGAUGUGAUAGCCAGACUUGUCAUCUGGAGGAACCCAGAAUUCAAACAUGAUGAUACGACUGAGAAAAACUUAAAUGUAUGAUGCUAUGUGUUGUUUUUCGAUUUUAACGUGAAAAUGUUUCCAAAAACACCCAAUUUUACCUGCUACCUACACCUUUUUGGUACGGAAUCCUAAAAUAGGAAAAUUUUGUUUGUUGGGCCUUACAAGGAUAAUAAUUACCUAUGUAAAAAUACUUUUACACUUUGAUUUCAUCGGGGAACAUUGACGAGCCGCAACGCGGCUUUAAAUUCUCUUCGCAACUGUUUGCAGUCGCGAGUGCAACUUGGACUACGGAAAUCAACAGAUUUGACAGCCGCGAGAAUGUGGACUCAUAAAAAAACUCGCUGCUGCAAGUGCUAGCCGUGCUGUACAAGUACACAUAGGUUCAAAAUUAUCUGCGCCUGUCAAAAUGUAUUAGCAAUUUUGUAUACACACUUAUUGAGCUCUCUGUCUGACAACAGUUCGUGUCAUCCACAAUGACGCGCCGAUUUAUCAGAUGUAACCUUUAAUAACAUGACAUUACUAUUAUUAUUUUUAUUAUUAUUUAUUUAUUUAAGACCAUCAGGGAUUAUUGUGUUAGUAAAUCUUAUCCAAAAGUUAGAACUACUUAUAACUAUCUAUUACAUACCUAUACUUAAUAAAUACACUGUACAAUUAUUUAUUACUGCGUGCGUGUAUCAAGAAGCAGUUAUUCAAAUACAUGCAAUCCAAUCUGUUUGCUAACAUACUGAGAAUGCUGUUGGAGCUGGCCCUCACUCUGCGCACAAGGGAUGUAGCUCGCUUGCGCAUGGUGGUCUAGAAGCAGUCUACCCGCGCCUUCGAGAACAUCCCCGAUGCACAACAGAAUUUGGGCAGACUCAUCAGCACUCUGAAAGCGUUAUUAUAUUGAAUACGCAGAGCGCUGUACCGUUUACGAGUAUAAUAGCCCACAGGUUGCUUGUGUAGAAGGUAACGAAUUACGAGUCAAGUCAAGGCACGCAUCAUCGUGAAUGACACGAUCUAUACUAGCAUGAAACUAGCAAAUUGCCGUAGCGAUAUCAUUAGGAUUUUAUCUUUUUGAGACAUGUUUUAUUUUAUUUUCUUUAUUGGGGAAAAAAACAGAUACAGGCCAGUAAUAUAUACGGAUAAGAUUCUAAAAUAAUAAAUUUAGCCUACAUCCUAACACAAUUCCCACUAGGAGUUCCGACAAUAAUUUUACGACAGCGUUGUAAUCGGAACUUAAAACAGACAUCCUUACUUAUAUUAAUACUAAACUAUUACAAUAUUUAUCAUAUCCUACUAGUAUGUACAUAAACACAAAAAUAGGAUUAUCGAGUUCGGCCUAAAUCACAGCAAUAAACAAUACCAAAGAAAUUAAGCUACAAUACAGGUAAUUAAAAUUAAAUUAACAUUAUAGGAGCAAGCUCACUUUGCGCUUAAAGUUGGACCGAGUAUAAUUAUUAAAUAUGUCAACCGAGAUUAGGUUUUUAUUGUAAUUAUGACAAAUUCUACGCAGCGGAGCUCGUACCCCAGCGUUAGUGGCAGCCGUCGAGACCGCGAAUAGGCAAAGUGUCCGUGUCCUGUAGGUGGGAGCUCGGAAACUGAUAGCCUCCAGGAGCUCCGGGCAGUUAUACUGACCGGUACAUAUAUUAUAUAAGACGGUAGCAUCUUGGGCGUGGCGUCUGCUCGCCAACGUCUUUAGCUUAUACCUUUCUAGCAGCUUGAUAUAUGACAGAUUUGCAUGUUCAAGUCUGAAGUGGAGGGCUCUAAGGAAGCGUUUCUGAACUGCUUCUACAGCAUCUAUGUACACAGCGUAAUGCGGGUUCCAUAUCUCUGAUGCAUACUCGAGAUAAGGUCGCACAAGAGCGUUAUAAAGUAAUAUAUAUGAAGAACUUUUCUUUAGAGGCUUGGCUGAUCUAAGAACGAAUCCUAACAUUUGAAAAGCCUUAGAUGUUAUUUUGUGUAUAUGUUGGUCAAAUGUUAACUUCUCAUCGAAUGUCACCCCAAGAUCCUUUAUUUGUGAAACUCUUUGGACCGUUUCCCCUCCUAUAUUGUACCUCGAGAGUAUUAUAUUUUUAUUUUUGGUGAAUGUGAUAUGAACGCAUUUAUCAUACGCCAAGUAUAGUUUAUUUUCUAAGCAAUAAUGAUGGAACCGAUCUAAGUCCUCCUGAAUGAGAGUGCAGUCAUACUGGUUCUUUACUGUUUUAAAUAUUUUCAGGUGUUAACAGAGUGCUUGGCAAAAAAUUCAGAAAUUUUGGUAAGCACGUUUAGGCGGUAUUUAGAUAUUUAAAUUAUUUGAAGAGAAAAGUUGCCUAAUUUCAUAUACUAACGUAUAUCCCGUCGUGGCGCAGUUGGCAAACGACCGUUUUGUAACACUGGCGCCGACGGUUUGGGUUUUAAAGUUGCCUCCAGAAUCAGGCGAACUAAAUUGAUAAAUUAAUAUGCAUAAAUGAUACCACAGUUUGGCCAGUGAUGUUCAAAUCGAUAUUUUAAAAUUUUCAAAAAAGUUUGAAUUAGAGAAUAUUGCGAGAGUUCACCGCUAGGGGCGCUACUGUUGCGCGGUCAGUUCAAAUGUAACUUUAAGUUUUUUAUGUUAUUUUACAAAUGUUCGUUAGUAUUUCGAAAAUUGUGCAAUUUUAUCGUUAAAGUUAGACCUGAAAUUAAUUAUUUUUAUUUUAUUUCAUGGUAAUAGAGAUAUUAUAUAAAAACCUAUUUUGUAAUAAAUAAAAAUUCGGCUCUAAAUACAAAUAAGGCCAACCCAAUUUUUCGCACGCAAUGGGGCAAUUUUUCACACAAUCUUUACAUUGUGUGGUGAGGACGUAAAAAUUAAAUCGUCUCGGUGAUCUCUAUUGCUUUGAUUGUAAAAUACCAGUCCCCAAACUGGACAUUCAAGUUGACAAUUAGGUCAGCAUUUAAAUAUGGAUCAAUCUCGUAACCGAGCUUUCGAAACAAACAACUUGCCCCCAAACCUGCAUACUAAAAUCGAAAUUUGUUAUUUUCGCGUCUGCACCUCCUAAUUUGAUCGGUAACGUCACAAUCUUACAAUCAAAUCAAGCACCUUUUCGUGACUUUCAGAAAUCUAAAUCUUGUGUGACCCCUUUAUAAUCAUCACAUGGGUAGUAAUUGCAAUAUCUUACUUAUCGAUAUCAUUUUAUCGACAUAUACUCGUGACUAUUUUUUCUUUGCUAUUCCUGGUAUCAUUUUGUCUGUCAAUCUCAUGUCAAUUUAGUUCACCUGAUUCUGGAGGCAAGUUUAGUUUGUCUGUUAAUUAAAUCAAGGUAAGGACAACGGCGUUCUAGACUCCACGUUAACAUUAGAUACCUAUACACAAACUUGGCACUGUGAAAAAUUCAAGUCUCAUCGCCAAACCCUAAAAUUUCUGUACAAGAAAAAUACAAAAAGAUGAUGUUAUAGGUGGUCUUUUUUGAGACCGUUGCCCUAUAAAAGGAAUUAAAUACAUGACGUAGCAAAUUAAAAUUUAGCGGGGUCCGUCUACCGAUUGGGCUAUUUUAAAACAAAUGAACUCUAUUCUGACCACAGAUCUACAAUGUAUAUAAAGGAUUCCCUUAGAUCUGUGAUUCUGUCACAUGGAUCACGAAGAAAAAAUAAGCCACAUAAGAUAAAGACUCGACUUUACUUAGCUUGAAUAUUUAUAAUCAUCAUAAAUAUCGUCUAUGUACCUAUACUUAAAAAAGUAUGUGCCAUCAAUGUGCCUGCUCUUCUUGAGCCGACUGGCAUUAUCAGGGAUGAUGGCAAGAGGCCUGAUGGGGUGUUUUUAGUUCCUUGGAGCUUGGGACGGAUGUUAGUGUGGGAUGCUACCUGCGUAGACACACUGGCACCGUCCCACCUCCAACGGACUAAUGUAAAAGCGAGCGCAGCGGCGGAAAGCGCCGAAAUUUUGAAACGUAA